Molecule: messenger RNA, 875 nt
Organism: Raphanus sativus (radish)
Lineage: Eukaryota; Viridiplantae; Streptophyta; Magnoliopsida; Brassicales; Brassicaceae
Product: NEP1-interacting protein-like 1
Exons: 5
Coding region: 22-675 (217 amino acids)
Source: RefSeq, a predicted model, not a curated record
CAGAAGAAGUCAGAAAGAAAUAUGGAUCCGUAUCCUCUCUCGCUCCUCCGUCGGAUCAAAGAUUGCUUCCAUUCGGCCAUUUCUUCGCUCCUCGCCAACCUAUUCUCCGCUCUCUUCACCUUUGUCUUCGCUCUAGUGGGGACUUUGCUAGGAGCCUUUACAGGGGCUUUGAUCGGCCAAGAAACAGAGAGUGGUUUCAUCAGAGGAGCCGCCGUUGGUGCUAUUUCUGGUGCUGUCUUCUCCAUCGAUGUCCUUGAAUCUUCUCUCCUCCUCUGGCAAUCCGAUCAGUCUGGAAUUGCUUGCCUUCUCUACUUGAUUGAUGUCAUUGCUAGCCUUUUGAGCGGGAGGCUAGUUCGUGAGCGUAUUGGUCCUGCAAUGCUAAGUGCGGUCCAGAACCAGAUGGGAGCCGUGGAAUCACAGUUCCCCGACCAAACUGACAUCUUCGACACUGCUAUUUCAAAUGGUCUCACUGGGGAUUCUCUCGACAGGAUCCCAAAGGUCCGAAUCACAGAUAGCUCAGGGGAGAUGGUCUCUUGCUCUGUCUGCCUUCAGGACUUUCAGGUGGGAGAGACUGUUAGAAUUUUGCCGCAGUGCCAUCAUAUGUUCCACCUACCAUGCAUCGACAAGUGGCUUUGCAGGCAUGCUUCUUGUCCCUUGUGCAGAAGACAUCUUUGAAUUCCAGACCUCGCUUUCUCUCUCUCUCUCUCUCUCUCUUCUUUGUAAAUGAGGUAUAUAGAGGCUCAUACACACACACACACACACACAGACUACUAGUGUUCCUUGAUUACUUAGGUUGCACGUUACAGGUUAUGAUGCAUCAAUCAUUGUCACUUGACUGAUAUCUUUGAUUAUUUUAUGUCACCUCUUCUUUACCU